UCACGUUAUAACAAUUGGCGACGGGGUGAAGAAAAGAUACAAUCCAAAGUCAUCCUGUAAUUGGACGAAAUCCAGUCUAAUUAUCAACCAAUCAGCAUCCAGCUUGUCGUCACUGUCCUUCAACGACAUUGGUCAUUAGUCAUACAGUAAUUUUCAUCACAGGUGCUGAUUCGAAAAAAAUGACUCUCCCUUCCGAUCGAUUACAGCUGCUCUUUGAACGACAUUUGGAGUUAUUAGUCAAAUUCCGCAUGCAGCUGCUAAAUCACUCAUGUUAUGAAGACGCAUCGGAAGUGGAUGGAUGGAUAUCUCAAUUACACAGUGAGCUGGAAAAUGACAGCAGCCUCCAUGAAUCCUCGAUGAACUGUACUUCAAACGAAACAGUCAUCCAUGAUGCGCCCAGUGGUCCAGUACUUUCUAUUCCAGAAACAUGCCCGGUAAUGGAGUCAAACUCCAUCAUCCCCGAAACAGCAUGUACAGGCAGUAGCAUAUCCAGCUCACGAAAAGAUCCUGUUGUUUUGCCAGAAAAUGUGUCCCAUACAUCAAAUAAUGGUCAGAAAUCUAAUACAAUUUUGAUAGAUGCUGUUUGUUUUAGUGACCUAUUAUCAACUAAUGGAAUUUUGAAGAGAUCUGAUGGAAAUGUUUCACAAAAAUCAAACCCUAAUGACCUCAUAUCUACUGUCGCUGAUCCUCACCAUCUAAUCAGUUCUAGUGGACUCUCUAUUCAAUGCGGGAAAUAUGCUUCAAAUAGAGUCACACUAACUGUUCCUUGGGUAUACGAGGACCCAACAUUAUUUCGAGGGGGAGGAUAGACGCGAGAAAAAUUUAAAAUCUGGACAUCAACUCCGGAUCUCCAAAAAAGGGAGGUGUUGGGAUAUUCAGGAAAAUAUCCCAAAAAUUAUCCUGUUAAGCCUAAUGCUAUCCUUGGA
Schistosoma haematobium is the source of this 926-nucleotide messenger RNA. RefSeq lists its product as uncharacterized. Lineage: Eukaryota; Metazoa; Platyhelminthes; Trematoda; Strigeidida; Schistosomatidae. The transcript has 2 exons. Bases 180 to 809 code for a protein of 209 amino acids. The record is from RefSeq and is a predicted model, not a curated record.